AUGGACGAGGAUUUGGCAGUCUCAGAAAAUCCAAAGUGUGUCAAAGCCAACAUGGAAGUUGAUGUGAAUGAAUGUGACAAAUCAAAGGUAGUAAUCGAGGAUGAUGAAAUGGAGUUGUCGUGUAACAAGGGGACUUGUAAAAAGAGUGUUGUAAUUAUUCUAGAAAAUCUGUUAACACUCAAUUUACACAUUGAAUUUACGCAUGUUAGGAGAUUACAUAACGUCAUUUCAUUACACAGAAAUCGUCACCCAUGGUUUAAAAUGGUCACUAUUUACACUUUUUCUGUAGAAAACAGAAGAAACAGUAAUCAGUCUGACUCUAGAUAUUGAGAAUGAUCCACUGCCAGACUGUGACAUUGGAGCUGAUCAACCAGGUGAAAGUGAGCGAUGUGAUGAUAAUUCGCAAAGGUAAAGUUCAGCAUUCUGGGAUGGUGCAGAAUGCUACACUGCACCAUCCCAGUCUCUUCCUCAGAUUGACUGUAAAAUGUACAUUCUUAUCUUUAAAAUUAGAAUUAGUAUUAGCAAAUGGGUUAGGAUUAUUUUUUGUAAUAAUUCCUAAUAAAUUUUUAAAAUUUGUUUCUAAGUUGGUAUGUGCAGUCAACCUGAGCUCUUAAGAGACUGGGCUGUCUGUGCAGUGGUAUUAGAAACUUUUACUGAAGUUUUAUAUUUUGGUAGUGUAAAUUUCUAGUAGUAACUUAUGUGUGGGGUUUGCCUUUUUAGGAUGUCGAGUCGUCUGUUUGCCAAUCCCAUAUCUAACUCGCCUUUGUUUGUUGUAAUGUCUUUUAUUUUGUUCUCACAUAGCAUUGUAAAUUUCCUAGCAAGUUUCAUUAAAGCUUAAAAUUGCCAUGCAGCUAACAAUUUUUAUAUUAGUUAUUCUUGGGUUUCAUAUGUCACAAAAGUGACAGGGGGGGUCAACUCUAAAACAAAAGACAGUUAUCAGAGUGAGUCGAUUGUUCAUUUUAUGCAUAAAACGAACAAUCGACUCACUCUGAUAACUACCUUGUGUAUAGUGGCAAAUACAUGGAAUUUCGUAUCAUUAUCUCACUCCAGUACAGCAUAAGCAUCAAUACAUUUGAGGUUGACCCCUAGUCAGAUUCACUGCAUAAUGCCGUAGUGAAAACCAAGAAUUAAUAAUUUAUUAAUUUAACCAACACCUGUUACAAAAACUAAUCUCUUCCAAUUAUUUCCUUUUACCUCACACAGAAACACAGCGACAAAGAAGGGACUCAAGAUACACGAUGUAUUGUUAGAUGUUGGGCCAACAAAAUUAACCAUUGGUGUCAUGUGGACGUAACCAUAGUUCCGAAACAUUGUCUUUAACAAAUUUCCAUCCAGGCUGGCUCAUAGAUAAGGUUAGUCUAGUGAAAUAGCAUGCCGUACUAGUAUACAACAUAUGCAAGCCAUUCAGGUUAAAAAGAAAACCUGCCAUACAGUAGGACAGUUCCGCUGCAGUUUUGGUAGAGAAUGCAGCCUUUCACUGGCACAAGUUUAGAAAACCUGUCGCAAUAAUUUACAUUAGACAUUGAUCAAUAUCUGGUCAUAAUAAUAAUGCACGUAGUAUCAAAACAUACAGGUUCUUGAACAGUUCUUAAUUUUCCAGGUGGUGGAAACAGCUCUGUGGAAGUUCACUUUGAAAUAUGAUGUUUUUGCUGUAGAUGCAACUUUGGCAACCAUUGCUAAACGUGGAUCCAGCACCUGUUUGCUUUGGUCAGGCCAAAGUUUUGUGUCUGUUUCGAAAAUAUUUAUUCGUAUCAAUGAACAUGAGAUUCAUUGGACAUUACUGGUGAGAAUAUCAUUCAUACUGAUCUAUGUUAAAUUGCUCGUUUUUCAUAAAGGAAAAUGGCAAUAAAAAUUAAGUUUGUCUCAUUUGAAAGUACUUUUGGUAUUAUGUAUAAAGACAUUUACAAUUUUACUCCAUCUUCUUUGAGAGACAUUUUGACCAGAAACAGUAUGUAGUCCGUUAUCUUAUGUUUAUAUUUGACCUAAUUAACUGACAUUUUGAUGACAUCAUACCUGUUAAUAUUACUAUGUUGCUGACUUCAUUGAAAUGAAAUAAAUUUACUAACAUGCUGUGAAACAACCUAAAAUACAGGCUCAUAAUGAGAUAUGGUUGACAGAAUACAAACUUCUCCAUGAACCAAGAUGCUUUUGAACCAAAAUGCAAUUCAUUAUGGACCCCAUGAAUGGCCAGAAGGAAAGGACAAUUGUCAUAUUUAGCCUUUUGGUUAUUACAGUUAGCUACUACCUUCUUUUUUUAAUUCUAUAUUUAUUUCGUUCCAAUUCCACAUCUCAUCAAUAAAUAUAUUCUUUUGGUUCGAGUAUCAGGAUAUACUUUAAUACUAACAGUUAAAUAAAUAUAAACCAGAUUGGUCGGUCUAGAGAUACAAAUUUUCUUGUGCUUUAAAUUAAUAUUGCCAUGCCGCCCAGGCGUGCUUUCUUUGGCAAGUUUAUAAGUUGAAAUCUGAUCCAACUUGCUUGAAUUGUAACUCGACACUAGAUUAUAGAGUAGAAAGUCACAUCACGAUAAAUAUUAAUUUUUAAUUGCAGUUCUCUUCACGAUUUCUUGUUGCAAAUUUAAAUUUCAUCACACAAAAUUGCAAAUAUUGUUACAAACGCGACAAACACACUCCUCUCCCACCCUGCCCAUAGUAUCAUUUUAAUUUAUCACCCAGAAUCUGGGUGACACGUGACCAGCCGAAACCAGGGUCUUUCCUUCGCCUCGCGCCGUUCUAAGAAAGACCCUGGGAACGAGGUUGUGAAAGAACAAGGCUCAUUUGUCAUUAUUUUUGAAAUAUUUUUACUCUUUUAACCAUCGUAGCAUAUCUGCUACAUGUUUUAAUUAAUUCUGUUUCAUUAAACGGUAGUACCCCCUGUAGAAAAUUAAUUAUUCAUAAACAAAGACGGCGGCUCAAGGAGAAACACAUGUUCGCAAAUCCAAGGUAAUUUCUUUGCUUUUUUCUCGUCCUUUUUCCCUGAAGUCAACAUGUUUCUGUUAUUAUAUCUAAAAUAGUACACCUAUACAAUAUUUCGAACCAAGAUAUAGCGAGGAAUCUCGCUUUUAAGUUGUGAAAUUUUGAAAUUGAAAUUCGUUGUAGCAAAUGUGCUACAUUGGUCGAUUGUGGUAACCCAUCACCUAAUCAAACUAGAUAAUUUUCUGGUUUAUUUCUUCAGUUUUUGGCCUAUAUAUUUACAAAUACAAUAGCACACAAUAAAAUAAUGUUUUGCUCUACUUGUUUAUCUUUUACUCAGCUUGUAUUUUAUGUCAUAUUUUAUCUUUUCUGCAAAUCUCAGCUGAUAGGUAUCAUGUUGAUGAUGUCCUUGACAUUGUUGAUGGAUCGGACAGAGAGUUUAGUGAAUUGUCAAGUGACGAUGAGUUGGAUGAUGAGUCGUCCUAUCCUGAUAGAAGUAAUGGUAACACGCAGAGCGAAUCUGGAUCUGAUGAUUUCAAUUUGUCAGAUGAUGAGCCUCUUGCUUCGCUUGCAAAUCAACAAGAUGCUGCUGUUGAAUCUGGGUAUAAAUUCAACAAUCGAAGGGCGUUCAUCCCGCCAUCAGAUUUGGAGUUUGUUGAUGUUGCUGCUGAACCAGAACCCAUAGAUAAUACUCCCUAUGGCUACUUCAAAAGUUUUGUGACUGAUGAUAUGUUUGAGCACAUUGCUUUGGAAUCGAACAAGUAUGGGCAUCAGAAAAAUGGAGAGUCUACAAACUACUGCAAAGGAACUUGAAACUUUUGUUGGUCUGUACUUCCACAUGGGAAUAGUAAAGAUGCCAAGUGUUAGUAGUUAUUGGGAGACAGGUACUCGAUACCCACCAGUUGCUGAUGUUAUGUCGAGGAAUCGAUUUCAGAUUGCUAUGCUAUCACGAUACAUCUCCAAGACAACUUGGACGUAACUGAAGAACAACGAAAAGACAAGGCCUGGAAGAUAAGACCUUGGUUUGAUUACCUGAACUUGAACUUUGGAACUGGUAGAGGGCCCCCUAUACUUUUUGCGUGAAGCGUGACAGGCUUAUUUUACUUAGCUGUGAAACGUGAUCGGGCCCCCUACACUUUUUGCGUGAAGCGUGAAGGGCUUAUUUUACUUAGCCGUGAAACGAGAUCGAUGAUUUUCUUAAUCUGUGACUCGUGAAAAGGCAAAAUAUUUUACGUGAAAGCAUAUUGUGAAGAGGUAUAGGGGGCCCUCCUGGUAGUCCAUCAGAAAACCAAUGUGUUGAUGAAGCAAUGGUUGCCUUCAAAGGAAGAAGAAGCCCAAGAAAUGGGGAUUCAAACUUUGGGCUCGAUGUUCUUCCACUGGAUUUAUGCACAAGUUUGACAUCUACCAAGGCAAAGGAACUGGCAGAGAUGAUGAUGUUUCUGAUUGUGGACUUGGCGGAAAUGUGGUCCUUAAGUUGUGUGCAUCCCACCCACCUAACCAAAACUUCAAGGUUUUUGCAGACAACUACGUUUCUAAUUUUGCCCUGGUGAGUGCAUUGGCACAACGAGGUCUCCACUAUGUUGGCACCAUAGCAAACCACUGUCUGCAUGGUGCUCCUCUUAAGUCAGAGAAAGAGCUGAAGAAAGAAGGCAGAGGUUCUUAUCACUGUGCUGUAGAGACAUCAAAGAACCUAUCUCUGGUUCGUUGGCUUGACAACAAGUGUGUAACCGUCGUGUCAUAUCUUGCGGCUGAACCUGUUGGAUCUGUUCAACGAUAUGACAGGUAUAAACGCUAUAAAUAUAUAUGAUAAAAUAAUAUAUUAUACCUCAAAUUCAGAAAGCUAAGUUUGUGCCAUGUGAGCAUGAAAUUUAUCAUUGAAUCAUGCUUUACAUCAUCGCAGAUUUCAAUCAUCACACCGGGUGAUUUCUCAACUUGGAGGCUUUCAAUUUUCGGUGUAAUAUAUCAUUUAUAUACCUUCCGCUCAGGGAAUUUGGUGAAAUAUUACCCUCAGUCAUGAUAUUUCCUUCGUUUCACCAAACUUCCCUCUCUCUGGGACUAGGUCUAUAAACGAUAAAUAUUACAAAGAUAUGAUAGGUAUAAACAUUCCCUUCAAUUUCCAAAAGCUCUCUUUAGGAGGUAAAAAAUGAAUUAUUUGUGUUUUUUCUUUAGAUCCCAGAAAAAGCAUAUAAGUGUUGAUCGACCUCAUGUGAUUGGUGUUUACAACAUUG
This is a messenger RNA of Paramuricea clavata, 5137 nucleotides long. The record is from the annotation of a GenBank genome assembly. Lineage: Eukaryota; Metazoa; Cnidaria; Anthozoa; Malacalcyonacea; Plexauridae.